GCCCCACGGCCCUCUGGGUCGCGGAGCGGGAUGAACUCUGGCGCGGGCGGCGGCAGCGGCGGCGGCUGCGCUGGGGCCGCGGCGCGGUCCCGAGGGGGCAGUCCCGGAGGGGAUGGCUUUGCCCCGUCGGCGCUGGGGACCCGAGAGCAUUGGGAUGCUGUCUAUGAGAGAGAACUGCAAACUUUCCAAGAAUAUGGAGAUACAGGAGAAAUCUGGUUUGGAGAAGAGAGUAUGAAUCGGCUAAUAAGGUGGAUGCAAAAACGCGAGAUUCCAUUGGACGCUUCAGUGCUUGAUAUUGGAACUGGAAAUGGUGUUUUCUUGGUUGAACUUGCAAAAUUUGGAUUUUCUAAUAUUACUGGAAUUGAUUACUCUCCUUCUGCAAUACAGCUUUCUGGAAGUAUUAUAGAGAAAGAAGGUUUAUCUAACAUUAAGCUGAAGGUAGAAGACUUUUUGCAUCUUUCCACAGAGCUGUCUGGAUUUCAUAUUUGUGUUGACAAGGGGACUUUUGAUGCCAUAAGCCUUAAUCCUGACAGUGCAAUCGAGAAGAGGAAGCAAUAUGUGAAAUCCCUCUCCAGGGUGUUGAACGUCAAAGGCUUUUUCCUAAUAACCUCAUGUAAUUGGACCAAGGAAGAGUUGCUAAACGAAUUCAGUGAAGGCUCGUGGAACAAAGAAACAGAUUCUCCUCCUGCACUGGUGUAAUAUGGUUCCCUAGUUCCCAGGAUUCCGGACCAUGAAAAGUUGGGCGCAGCAGGCUUCAGCCGAAAUGGGUGUGGAUUGUUCCAAGAAUAAUAGCGGUGCCCACUGGGUAUUGAAGGCCUACCCUGGGCCAGAGGCGUUGCGUACGCUCUCCAGUUUUCAAAGCAUUCCUGCAGUUACAGCUGAAGGAAGGAAUUGAGGCUCAGAGAGGCCAAGUAACUGGCCCAAGGCCGCACAGCUUCUAGGCCGGAGAGGGUCGUAGUUCUGUCGGGGUCUGUCUCUCUUCAGAGCCUGGUGGUUUUCCACACGCAUGCUGUUGGUUGGUGCCUUCCUAAGAUAGAGGCAUCAGUUCUGUUUUAUCUCAAAGCAUAAAUUUUGCUUAGUCUUGUUAACACCACAGGGAAAUUCAGCAAUUCUGACCCCCUCUUUGCCGUGCCCCUCCUUUUCCGACAGCUUUUAAAAAAAUUUUAAAGGCGGGGGGGGGUGCUUGGAUUUGGUUCUACCACAGGACCAAUGGCAGUGCCUCAAUUGGGAAGAUUGAAAUAUUUUGCUUCAUCCUUACAAAAGACAGAUUCACAAGAAAAUGUAAUUAUUCCCAGUAACCUUCUAGGGGAAAUGGGAAAUAAAUCUGUCAGCCCAGAAGAGGUA
Molecule: messenger RNA, 1344 nt
Organism: Leopardus geoffroyi (Geoffroy's cat)
Lineage: Eukaryota; Metazoa; Chordata; Mammalia; Carnivora; Felidae
Gene: EEF1AKMT2
Product: EEF1A lysine methyltransferase 2
Exons: 6
Coding region: 31-699 (222 amino acids)
Biological process (GO): peptidyl-lysine dimethylation; peptidyl-lysine monomethylation
Cellular component (GO): cytoplasm
Molecular function (GO): protein-lysine N-methyltransferase activity
Source: RefSeq, a predicted model, not a curated record